Messenger RNA from Ochlerotatus camptorhynchus, 6081 nucleotides. RefSeq lists its product as uncharacterized. Gene Ontology annotation, cellular component: nucleolus. The transcript is spliced from 4 exons. The record is from RefSeq and is a predicted model, not a curated record. Bases 101 to 6019 code for a protein of 1972 amino acids. NCBI's taxonomy places the organism in Eukaryota, Metazoa, Arthropoda, Insecta, Diptera, Culicidae. Gene Ontology annotation, biological process: maturation of 5.8S rRNA from tricistronic rRNA transcript (SSU-rRNA, 5.8S rRNA, LSU-rRNA); maturation of LSU-rRNA from tricistronic rRNA transcript (SSU-rRNA, 5.8S rRNA, LSU-rRNA).
CUUGAUUCCGCGUUGUGGCUAAAAAUUUCGCUCGUAGUUUUACCAGAAAAUUUGGAUGUAAAAUAGUGCAAAAGUUGUUAAAACUGUGUUCCACGACAAGAUGACUACUACGGCAAUCAAACGAAAACCGAUUCCGGAUGGGGAAUGCCCUUUUGGGGCGAAAAAAGUGAAAGUUGAAAACGAGCAGAACGGUGUGGUGUCUCAGGAGAAGAAGAUCAAAAAACCUAAAGUGAAGAAAACAACGGGUCAGCAAAACGGAACGGGUGGUAAGAAGGGGAAAGCUAAGCGAGAUGUUGCGAAUGAAGUGGAGAAUGGAUAUGCGAAGGAAGAUGCCGCUGGGGCACCGUCUAACAAAGUGGUGGAAAACUUCCGCCAGAAGCUGACAAAGGGAGUCGUUACUGUUGACACAAUUCGACAUUUCACCCGUGCGAUUCAGGAAAAUCCUUCCUAUGCAGUGGACUAUAUCCGUGCCGGAGGUACAUUCAAACCCCUGCUCAAAAUCCUGGACUCAAUGGAUAAGGAAAAAUUAUCCAACAUAGCGAUUCUCCUUGAGCUGAUCCAUUACAUUCUGAUCGAGAGUGUAAAUUACGGCGAAGUCCAUGCCGAUUAUGCGAGUAAAUGUGCCAGGAAGAUUUUUACCGAUUACAAGCCGGUGGUCUUGUCCUUGCUGAAAGGACAACAGGAUGAGCAAUUGCUGAUGGCAGGGUUUCGUAUUCUCAAAGCGAUUUUGCUGGUGGAUCAAAAUUUUGGAAGAGAUAUUUUGCAACUGCUAGAUGUUUGCCUACCGGAGAUGGAAGUUGGCAAGUACAGACAGUCGUUUUCCAGUGGUACUCAGGAGUCGCUACGGGAAGUCUUCAUUGACUUCAAUCUGUCGUUUUUGAUCGAUACGAGUUCGGAACUCGUUCGUAUGUGGCUAAGUCGUUUUCAACUGCUGAGUCCUUUGCUGAACAACUUGGUGUACGAUCGAGCCGAGAAUGUUAUUUUCGUUCUGAAGACUAUCCAGCAGUACGUUCUGGAAUCGCACGAAAUCGAUAAAUACAUCUAUAGAACCACAUUUAGCACGGACAUUCUGAAAGCCUUGGUCAAUGUAUACGAGUGGGUUGGACCAGCCAAGGAAGAAGUUGAUUUGCAGAUGAAAAAUACCGUGUUGAACGCAGCGGAGAAGGUGAUUCUUCCACUGUUGACUUCCAAAAAGUAUCAUCUGGUUCCAAAGGUCGUCGACCUAGGAAGAGGCAAUUCUCGCCACAAACACAUUCUGCUGGCAUUGAAAAACUCACAACUGCACAAGCAUCAGAAAAAGUUAGUCCUGAAGAUAUUCGAGGUUUGCCCCGAUGUUCUCCCUGCAGUGUUGGAGAACUUCGGCACCCUGCUGAAAACGAAGAAAGUGGAGUGCAAUGAAUUUCUGCUGGAGAUUCUUCGGCAACCAAAUCCGGAAGAGGUCACAAAGCAUUUCACCGCAGCAAAUGCCAAACAGGUGUCGAAUUUUGUCACAAAAUCUACCCUCCCGAGGACUGUACUGGAAUUUAUAACCACUUCCAUCAAUAAGAAAGCUGCCACCGGAUACUGUUUGGAAUUUCUAUCCGUAAUGUUGACCCAGUGCGAGAAAUACCUCGAGGAAAUUUCCAAGCUUAAAAACCUCGACCAGUUCGACCUCAAAAAAGUCAAGUUCGAUGUCAUCAACCAGAUCCUGGCGCUGUUCCCUACAAUUGACGCCAUCAUGUCAGCAAUGAUGUUUCAUCGUUUGGAUAAAGCCGUCGCAAAGCCAUACAUAGCCAUGGAACAUGCUAUGGACAUCCUACUGGCUUGCAUCCGAACCUUCCCUUCGUAUAUCGAAUCAUCUUCCUUCAUCACGACCUACCGAAAUAUUCUGGACCCCGUGUACCGCCACCGCGCCAUAGAGUAUGAAUAUCUGCCGUACGAAUUCAAGGCCAUCAAGGUCGUAAUAGCCCUCGAGCCGCAAUCGAUUGCCUUUAACUCGGAGCUCUUCCCAUCGGUUCUCAAACUCCUAACAAAAGUCUACCUCAACGGAAGCCCCGAAAUGCAACGUGAAUCCACCACACAGUUGCUAACCCUUUUCCGCAAUACCACCCUGUUUGGAAACAAUCCCACCGAAAUUGAAAUCUGGUUCCAAUCACUGUAUCACACCGAUCCUCUACUCGUACCGACACUGGUGUCCUUCUUGGCAUUCUCCUUCCGCCAGGCUGCCGAACGACAAGGUAUAUUGGUGGAAAAAGACCACUCUUUGGUCAACGAAGCCUUCGAAAAGGUACGCCGGUCGGAUUUAGAUGAUAUGUUCGAACGAGUCGAAGCGGAAGCUGCUGGACAGUUGGAACAGGAGGAAACCGUCGAACUACCGGUGGCGGAUAACUUUUUGAUUUAUAUGUUCAAUCCAAGCACGAACAAGCCAAAACAGUUCAAUCCAUAUUUGGAAGCGGUUGCACUGAGAUACUUCCACCUGCUACCGCACCCGGAGAUUGUCGAAAACUGUGCGAAAAAUGUUGAAGGAGAGCUGAAGAAGUAUUUCAGCAAGUGGAUCGUGGAGGGGAAGCUGAAGUCGUUGGAUGGAUUCGGAGAGAACAGUUCACUGGGUCGGUUGAGCAAUGUGUUGCUGAAGAAGGAGAAGAACGUCCAGGCCGUUUUGCCGGAAGGUCCUUCGCACCGCUGCGAGCUGGUCUACUUGAUCCACGAAACCAUCUUCUACGCCACGCAACUAAUCGAGCUGGGGAAAUUCGAUUCCAGUUACUCAACCGUGUGCUCAUUCUACUUGAACAACUUUCUCGAGCUUCUACUAACCGAAGAAGCGGACCUUAAAGCAGAGGAUCACAAGCUGGGUGAAGUCCUCGAGAACAUCUUUUGCCACCGUCCCGUUCUCUAUCAGCACUUCACCAUCGCCAAUCAGAAAAGCGAAACCUCCACUGUCGUAACGAACUUCAUCUACGAACUGAUGAAGAAGUUGCAAUCGGUGCCAAGCUUUUCCCACUACACGAUGCUGUAUUCGAACAAGAUCGUCAACGAAAUCAUUUCCUCGUCGGCGAAGAAGAGUAGCUUUGAGUUGAAUUCAUCACUGAUGGAGAAGUUGCUGGAGAUUUUCCAACUGAACGAGCGACACUGUGUCAGUUUGCUGAAACACUACUCUAAGCUAUCGCAUAGAAAGUUCAUCAACGAGAAAAAUGAGAAAACCUAUCACUUCAAUUUGCUGACGACGGGAUUGCAAAAGUUGGCUGGUAAUCGUGACCACUUUCUGGAUCGCGAAACAAUUGGCAGUAUUUCCCAGAUCUACGUGGAUUUUAUUCGGGAGAAUGGGAACGAGUUAAAUUUGGAGACUUUGGAAGUGGCUCUGCAAAAUUACUUGGAUACGUUCAGUCACAACAUUGGCCAUCUGAAGGUGGAUUUCUUCCGGUGCUUCUUCGAAAGUAAGCGCAUCGGAAAGCCGAUGGUUAAAUUGGCGGCCUUCCUACUGGGAAGAGAUACUCGAUUGAGCAGUGUUUUCCUUGAGUUGAUUCAAGGAAAUGUUGCGAAGAAGGAACUGGUUUAUCCACUGAUAAACGUUGCCUUUGCAAAAGGAGUCUUUGAGGGAAACUCGGAAAGUACCAAAAAAAUUCUAAAUGUGGUCUACAGUGAGUUCAAGAGUGGUAUCAGCAAAACUAUCGAAAAACCUGGUAAGGCAGCUGUUAUAUACAAGGAGAACUCAAUCGCUAACCAGCAACUGAUCCGUAUCUGCAUGCCCAAGAACGAAUGUGUGGAUUUCGCUAAGAAGAAGCUGAAAAUCGAUUCCUUGGAAGUGUACCAGCUCAAGCUGAUGAUGGAAAUCUACCGGAAAGCCCUCGACGGCACAAAGAAUGAUGCUGCUCAGGAUAAGGUUGUCUACGUGAACGUUAUCAAUGUUCUGCUGCAAUUCUACAACAUUUUGCUGAAGGUUGGAGACCUUCUCAAAGAAGUGAAUAAACUGAAUGAGUUGAUUUUGGAGACAUUCUCGUGGGUUCAAUUGGGCAAGACUUGCAAACACUUGAGCGACAUGGAAUUCAAAGAAAUUACUGACACUGCCAAUUGGUCUAAUUUCUGCAAGUUUGCUCUAAAGCUUGGAAUCGACAUUCAAAAGUCCCCAGAUCAUCCCAAUCGGCACGAUGAACGGCUGCAUGUGCUGCUGAAAAUCGCCGCCGUAUUGGUAGAUCUGUUCUACAAGGACAACAGCUCACCUCCGGAUGUGGCCACUUUUUACGAAUUGACUUUGUCUCAUUCCCGCUUCCUGGACGUCCUGCUGGUUCCUUUCCAGUUUAAGAUCAAGACAUCACUCGUGCAACUAUUGCUUAUGUUCGCUCGUAAAAACCCCUCCGUGAUGAACAAAAAGCACGUUCCUCUACUGCUAGGUGCGUACGGUGCAACGCUCACCGAAGGCAAUCGGUAUAUUCUGGCCUUGAUUCAGUUGUACGAACGGUCAGGCGUCCACAUACACGAAUACCGCCCAUUCCUGUGGGGAGAAACUGCUAUCAAACACUUUUCCCUGGGGCAAGAUUCAACCGAUAAGCAGACACUCUUCCGAAUCAACAAUUCAGAAGUUUUCAAUCUGCUCAACAAGGAAAAACUGCUCAACACACUCAGCAGUUUCCCUAUUUGGCGAAAAAUGGACGCCGGAGCACAACUUCCGGAAGUGAAUUUCGAUGAUCUAAGGAAGGAUCGUGUCCAAAUCAGCGGAUAUCAUGCCACAACGGAUAUUGAGCGCUUCGUUGAAAAUGGACACCUCAAAGACAAAAAACCUGCCCCCGACAUGUUGUACAAUUGUGCUGGUAAACGAGAAGUCCUAGCGGCUAUUUACGAUCCAGCGUUCCUGUUGCCGAUGCUGGGAUACCUCUUUGCCCCGGAAAGCUCUGAUCUGCUCGAUGUUGCCGGCAAGAAUGGAGCUCUGGCCCUGCCGUUUGCGUGUCUUGCUAGUGAAGAUGAGGUGAUGCGGUUGGCUGCUGGUAGUGUCAUAGUGCGGAUCAAGGGACAUUUGGAGCUUUCGAGAAAAUUCAUCGACUCCCAAUUUUGGUUGCACCUGUUCACUGCCGUCCAAAAUGGCCUAGCCACCCUGGGGAAAAUCAAACCACCGGGUCAGGAUCAACCCGCCACAGUCACGAAGAAAAACCUUUCGAAACCGGCCUUCCUACCAACUCUUUUCAUCGGGGAAACAGUCAACAUCCUCUCGGACGUCUUGAACGAACUGCACUCCACCCUAACGCACUACUUCCUGCUAAAGGACACAUUCGAAUUCAAAGCCGUUCCUAACUUUCUAGUUAUGUUCCACAGUUCCGAAGUUAAACACAACAACCACCGGGUCUUCAUCCUGGAAACAAUCUACAAUGGUUUAAAAACGCACGACGAUUUUAUGAUCCUCCGCCAUUCUCCGGUGAUCCGAGCCCUGAUGGACUUCUACGGAUCUUCGCUGUCCAAUCGAGAUCUAAACAUUCUCAUCCUGAACACCCUGAACAGUAUCGCCAAAAUCCCGAAAUCUUGUGAAGUCAUGAUCAAUUCAGUUGGAUUCCUGACGUGGUUAAGCGAGCGAAUCGAAGGAAUCGAGAGCUUCCACUUCGAUACCAUCGAAGCCUUUCUGGGAAUCAUAAGCAACAUAUGGUAUUCCGCCCAGAUCCAACGGCAGAGCUACAACAUGAAACAGUUCAGCCGAUCAGUACUGAUCAUGGUAUUGAAAUUCCUGCCACUGCUUUCAACCCGAAGUUCCAGUAAGACGCUCACAAGGUUUCUGAAUCUGCUAGAAAAGACGACUACGGAAAACGCACGUAAUAUGGUGCUGGUUAGUGAGGAAGUGCUGGAGCUGAUGCUGGCGUACUUUGAGAAGCUGUUCGAACAGCAAUUCUGGUACGUUAAGUACGUUAGGACGAAUGGAAGUGAAAAUGGCCAAGAUUGUCAGUCGCUAGGCGAGAAGAUGGUGGCGCAGGGUAUGGAGCAGAGUACGAUUCAUGUCGUACUGACGCUGAGAAGAUUCGUCAUUCGAUGGCAGAAGGCUCAGGUAAAAAUUAGCAAAUAAGCUUAAAGUAAAAGUUUUGAUUUUUUCUAGAUGUUUACUAUUUUAUGAUGUAUAAAAUAAGA